CAUCCACAAGCUGAACGAGGAAGUAAAAUUGAAUGAAUUAGUCAGUCAGUCAGUAGUAAAGUGUGACGCUAAGCUAGUGUGUGUUGUUUGGUCCCAUCAGCCAUUAGUAACGGAAGUAGUAUUUCACUCAUCAUUCAACUUGACAAAAUGUCGCAAUUAACAGAAGAACGUAUUGGAGAUUUACUUGACAUUUUCAACUUGUUUGAUGAAAAGGGAGAUGGAAAAGUAUCUGCAUAUCAACUUGGAGAAGUACUGAGAGCUAUGGGAGAGAACCCAACCCAAGCUGAAGUGAAGAAAUGUGGUUAUGAAGGUAGAGAAAUGGAGCGGAUCAGUUUUGAAACAGUUCUCCCUAUUUUACAAACUAUCAAUCGGAAUAAAGAUCCGGUUACUUUUGAAGAUUUGGUUGAAGGGUUCAAAGUUUUCGACAAAGAUCAAAAUGGGUUUGUCAGCAGUGCUGAGAUGCGCCAUCUUCUAUCUGGAUUAGGUGAAAGAUUGACUUCUGAAGAAGCUGAUCAAUUAUUGCAAGGUGUUGAAGACUCACAUGGCAAUGUUAAUUAUGAAGAACUGAUCCGCAUGGUUCUUGCAGGUUGAUUUACUCUUUCUGUACAGUGUGGAAAGAUGCCUUAUCUCAGAAGAACUUUUCACAGCUCUGCUGCCAUGUAAAUCUUUAACCUACAAAAUAAUAUUCAUAAUUCAAUUGACAUGGAAGUGUUGAAGCAAGGUGAUUGUGACUUAUCAGUGUUGAUGUGUAUUCUUCACAAAUUACUUUCAUGCUUCCAUCAUUUUCGGCUAAUACUUUUACUAAUAGAUGAUGAUCUACCAAUUCUUCUCUCCUCAUUUAUUCUCUCUCACUCUCUUUAUGCUUUUUUUUUUAAAUUUAGAUCUUUUCAACAUUUUAUAUUUCUAGUUGACUUCUUGACAUCUGUAGUAUAUGUAUGAAAAUGAUUAUAUUCAUAUAAAAUGUCUUUGAUAAUUUUGAGUUAUUAAAUAAACAUUUAUUAUACAAACGA
Octopus bimaculoides (California two-spot octopus) is the source of this 1010-nucleotide messenger RNA. Its product is annotated as myosin-2 essential light chain. NCBI's taxonomy places the organism in Eukaryota, Metazoa, Mollusca, Cephalopoda, Octopoda, Octopodidae. Gene Ontology annotation, cellular component: myosin II complex. Gene Ontology annotation, molecular function: calcium ion binding. The record is from RefSeq and is a predicted model, not a curated record.